Molecule: messenger RNA, 582 nt
Organism: Rotaria socialis
Lineage: Eukaryota; Metazoa; Rotifera; Eurotatoria; Philodinida; Philodinidae
Source: the annotation of a GenBank genome assembly
AUGGGCAAUAAAGCAUUACAAAAGAAAAGUAAAACGGCAAAUUAUAACGAGCUUACGGAUAAUCAAAUUCAAACGUUGGUUUCAUCAACUCAUUUUUCAGCUCAACAAGUUAGUGAAUGGCAUCAAAGCUUUAUACGCGAUUAUCCAUCAGGUAAACUUGAUCGAAAGCAAUUUAUCGAAGUUUAUCGGCAAUUUUAUCCACAAGGAAAAGCAGGCAACUUUUGCUCUCUAGCAUUCAAUGCAUUCGAUCGAGAUCAUAAUGGUAUUGUGGAUUUUAAUGAAUUUCUUACGGCUAUUGCUUUGACAAUGAGCAGUGAAAUAAAAGAUCGUCUGGAUCUUGCUUUUUCAAUGUAUGAUAUCAAUGGCGAUGGUUUACUGGAUAAAAAAGAAUUAAUUCAUAUUAUUAAAUUGAUUUAUGAAGUGAAUGGAAAGAAAAAAUUCAAGCAGGAUCUUUCACCAGAAGAUACAGCUCGUAUGAUUAUUGAAAAAUUUGAUAAGGAUGGUGAUAGAAAACUUUCUCGAACAGAAUUUAUUGAUGGAUGUUUAAAUGAUACAGAAUUACGAAAAUUGCUUACACCGUGA